AUGAACACGGUCCCCGGAACCGGAUACGGACAGCAUGUUCUGUUGGACCAGAGCUACGAGCACGUCGUGACUGCCAUUCCGGGGAAUCAUCGAAUCGCAUGCCUACAUGAGUUCAAUGUGAUCGAUGGGCGAACUGCGUUGGUGGAGAUUUUUCAGCCGACACCCGCUAAUCUGACUCCGUAUGGUGGCAAUUCGUCUCAGCAGUGGAUUGGAGAUGGAAUUGUCCAAGACUUUGACAUUGAGACUGGUGAUGUAAUUUUUGAAUGGAGUGCCCUCGAUCAUAUUGAUCCGGCUGACAGCCUCGUCACUCUGGAAUCAUCCGGACCUAGCGCCGGCCUGGCACCUGCCACGUCCUGGGACUACGUCCAUCUCAACAGUGUGGACAAAGAUGCCGACGGGAACUAUCUGGUGUCAGGCCACCAUACCAGUACGAUCUACAAGAUCAACGGCACCGACGGCUCGAUUAUCUGGAGGCUGGGCGGUAAUAACUCCACGUUUAACCAAGUCGGUAACUGGACAUUCGGCUUCCAGCAUGAUGCCCGUUGGUUGCCUCACGAGGGUGGAAACGCAAUCGAGCGAUUCUCAUUUUUCGACAACUCGGCCGGUGGAGCAGUUCAUUACAACAAGGUCUCAAGUGCCGUGAUUGUGCAGUUGGACCACACGAAUAACACAGCUACUAGUCAGCGCAAGGCGCAAGCGCCGUAUGGCUUGUCUGUUGGCUCCGCCGGAAAUACGCAGUUGCUGCCAAACGACCAUCUUUUUGUCGGCUGGGGCUCCGAAGGGGCAUAUACGGAGUUCGGCCCCGCCAAUGAGGUUUUGUACCAUGCUUUCAUCCAGAACGGUGUGAGCUAUCGAGCCUUUGCAAGCAGCUGGACAGGCACCCCUAGGGAAGAUCCGGCUAUUAUCGCGGUCAAGUCUACCACGUCGAUCACAUUAUACGUGUCGUGGAAUGGAGAUACCAGGACAAGCAGGUGGAAAUUCUACCGUGUCAGUGGUGGUAACAAGUCUGAAAUUGGGGAGGUGGAUAGGAGGUCGUUUGAGAGUUCUUUGGUCUGGCAGACGCCCAAACCCACCAAUUCCUCUUUCCAGUUCUUCGCAGAGGCUUUGACAAGAAUGGCAAGUCUCUUGCCCGGACAGGCGAAGUCGAAGCAGUUCCAUCUCUGCGAGGUGUUAAUUGAACGAACAGGCGGACAUUAG
This is a messenger RNA of Aspergillus melleus, 1197 nucleotides long. RefSeq names its product arylsulfotransferase family protein. The transcript has 3 exons. NCBI's taxonomy places the organism in Eukaryota, Fungi, Ascomycota, Eurotiomycetes, Eurotiales, Aspergillaceae. Bases 1 to 1197 code for a protein of 398 amino acids. The record is from RefSeq and is a predicted model, not a curated record.